Molecule: messenger RNA, 1238 nt
Organism: Chaetomium fimeti
Lineage: Eukaryota; Fungi; Ascomycota; Sordariomycetes; Sordariales; Chaetomiaceae
Product: Sucrase/ferredoxin-like-domain-containing protein
Exons: 2
Coding region: 107-1219 (370 amino acids)
Source: RefSeq, a predicted model, not a curated record
GGUUCGGGCACCUGUGCUAAAGGUUCAGGAAGCUUUUCUAUGCCUGACUUUGUAAAUCCCCAGCUGUAGCUUCUCUCGCCACGGAACGACAGAGCUCUCAAACAAAAUGGCAGGCACAAUCAAAUCGCUCAUCAACAGCGCCAAGGCGUUUGCCAUCGGCGACUCGGGCAGCAAGGCGUCGAUGCACGACUUGUUCACCAAGGUCGACAAGGCCGUCGACGGCGAGGACUGCGAUCACGACUGCAGCAGCUGUUCGAUACGGUACCCGAAGGGGUUCAAGGUCGAAGAGGGGGACGACCUGUACGGGUUCAUUAAAGGGUGGAGCACACACGUCCUGGUGGCGACGGGCAAGACCGACUGGGUGCACAACGUCGCCGACGAGAAGGGCAGCGUCAUGCAGGCCAUUGAUGCCGCCAAGGGACCAACAAACGGGCGCCUCAUGCUCUCCGCCUCCAACAUCCCCACGCCGCACAACACCACCUCCUACUCGGAACCGACGACCGUCCUCCUUCUCCCCGCCUUCACCAUCAUCGAGAACGUGACGCCCGCGACCGUCCCCACGCUCCUCACCUCCAUCGUCUCGCACGCGCCCACCACCGCCAGCCCGCUGGCCCCCAUCACCCUCCCGCGCUCCCUGCCGGCACCCCUCCCCGAGGGCACCCCCGCGGCCAUCAAGGACCUGACGACGCGCGCGUGCCCGCACCGCGCGAUCGUCCUGCUGUGCAGCCAAAAGACGCGCGACGCCCGCUGCGGCCAGUCCGCCCCGCUGCUGCGCCGCGAGUUCCAGCGCCACCUGCAGCCGCUGGGGCUGUAUCGGGAUCUGGAUGAUGAAAGGCCGGGAGGGGUGGGGAUUUAUUUUAUUAGCCAUGUCGGGGGGCAUAAGUAUAGUGCGAAUGUUAUGGUUUAUCGGAGGGGGGAGGAAGGAGGGGAGGUGGGGGCCAAAAAGGAGGGGGGAAAGCAGGAGGGAGGUGAUAAGGAGGGUGCUGAAAAGGAGGGAGAGUCGACGGUGGCAAAGGAAGAGGAUAAUGGGGAAAACGGGAAAGGGGAUGUGGUGGAGGAGGGAGAUGUCGGAGCGGCGCAGUGCAUCUGGCUUGCAAGGGUGCGGCCGGAGGAUUGUGAGGGCAUCGUCAAGUUCACGAUACUGCAGGGGAAAGUGGUGAAGCCCGAGAGGCAGCUGCGCGGCGGGUUUGACCGGGGGAAGGGGUUGAUGAGCUGGUGAUGCUGCGGAGUCAGCGGCU